Messenger RNA from Rhagoletis pomonella (apple maggot), 4655 nucleotides. It is a transcript of the gene Sec31, whose product is annotated as protein transport protein Sec31A. Gene Ontology annotation, biological process: endoplasmic reticulum organization; intracellular protein transport; endoplasmic reticulum to Golgi vesicle-mediated transport. Lineage: Eukaryota; Metazoa; Arthropoda; Insecta; Diptera; Tephritidae. Gene Ontology annotation, molecular function: protein binding; structural molecule activity. The transcript is spliced from 13 exons. Bases 234 to 4178 code for a protein of 1314 amino acids. The record is from RefSeq and is a predicted model, not a curated record. Gene Ontology annotation, cellular component: endoplasmic reticulum exit site; COPII vesicle coat.
UAGCGGUGAGCAGUGCAGUGCAAGAAGCAGAGCGGAGCUCGUAAAGAUUUUCAGAUUCCUAUCAAUGUGAAUUUUUUUAUUUAAACUAGUGUAAAAGGAAUUUGAUACAGUUUAAUUACAAAUUAAAUUGUGCCAAAGUAGCCGCAGAAAAUAGUGCAACUUAUUUCUCGUUGGUGCUAGCUUGUUUGCUUGUAUAAUUUUCGUUCUAAGCGUAAUUAUAUACUUGCAGCGAUAUGAAAGUGAAAGAAUUGCAGAAGACUGUAAAUAUUGCUUGGUCGCCGUUGCCACAGUAUCCAAUUUACUUGGCAGCGGGCAGCGCGGCGCAGCAACUCGACUCCAAUGUCAACCCAACAUUGGAAAUUUACUCAACGAAUUUUAGCGAUCCGAGCUAUGACUUGGAAUUGAAAGCGAGUUUACCCAGUCAAUACAGAUUCCAAAAGGUUAUUUGGUCUCCUACUGGUUACGAUGGCGCACACUCAAAUGGUCUCAUUGUUGGUGGCUGCGAGGGUGGUCAUGUCAUGAUUUAUUCUGCUGCCAAAAUGCUCGCUAAUGAGGAAGGACUUAUUGCACGCCAAGAUAAGCAUAGUGGUCCGGUCAGCGGUCUUGAUGUUAAUCCAUUUCAAACGAAUUUGCUCGCCUCAUGUGCCUCUGAGUCAGAGAUAUUUAUUUGGGAUCUCAACAACACAACUACUCACAUGAAUCCUGGCACUAAAACGCAACCACUCGAAGAUGUGCAAAAUGUUGCUUGGAAUCGACAGGUGCAGCACAUACUUGCCUCUGUAUUUAGCUCACGUUGUGUCAUUUGGGAUUUGCGUAAAAGCGAACAAAUCAUUAAACUUUCCGAUACACAAUCACGCGUUCGUUGGCAUGCCAUACAAUGGCAUCCAGAUGUGGCUACGCAAGUAUGGCUUGCUUCAGAAGAUGAUCAAGCGCCUGUAGUGCAGCUGUGGGAUUUACGUUACGCCACUGCGCCGGCUAAGACCAUGCAAAUACAUCAACGUGGUGUGCUUGGCAUGUCAUGGUGUCCUCGCGAUGUUGAUCUGAUGGUAUCGUGUGGCAAGGACAACCAUAUAUAUUGUUGGAAUCCAAAUACUGAAUUGCCUGAAGGCGAAAUACUUUCUGAAGUAGCAGCCACAGCCACUUGGUAUUCGGAUGUGCAAUGGUGUCCACGCAAUCCUGCAUUGGUCGCAAGUGCCAGCCUUGACGGCAAUGUCUCCAUUUACUCACUUUUCGGUGGCACACAACAGCAGGUGCAAACAUCCAAUAAAAUAGCUGACUCUUUCCCGGGUAUGGAUCAAUUAGCACAGGCACCUAUACCGCAGCAAUCUACGCAGAUAGUGUAUCAUGACCUGAAGCGGGCACCGAAAUGGAUUAAAAGGCCAUGUGGUGUAGCGUUUGGUUUCGGUGGAAAGUUAGUGCACUUUAAAGGCAAAUCGAAUCAAGUUCAAGUGUCGCAAGUAGUCACCGAACCGGAAUUAGUAGAACGCGCUAAUGUGCUCGAACGCUCUCUUAACGAAGCCAACUAUGUUGACUAUUGUCGUCAACGCGCCGAUCAAAUGACCGAUCAGAAUGGGCGCUAUUUGUGGUAUUUCAUAAAGGCCAAUUUCGAACUCAAUCCGAAGGAGGAAUUGUUGAAUUUACUCGGUUUCAACAAAGAUGACAUCGAUGGCAAAUUCGCAAAGUUCGUGAAGGAAGAUGAAACGCUACAAAAUGAUGUGGAUCAAGUGACCAAUCGGCUAGCGAAUCUGUCGCAUAGCGACUCGUCGGAAGUUGAAUGUGAUCAAAGUACUGAUGGCAGUACCGAUAUUUCGCAACCAGUGGAUAAUAACGCCAUUUUCGAUGGCAUUGCGGCCUCCCAAAAGCAGCAGCAGCUCGACAAUGAAAACUUGGCGAAGCCAGCAAAGCAAUUCAUCAUACCCAAAGGUGAACAUCCAGAUAGCCUCAUAACGGAAGCUAUUCUCACCGGUAACCUUGAGGCUGCUGUCGAACUUUGUCUUGACUCACAUCGCACCGCCGAGGCACUAAUUAUCGCCUCCACUGCAGGCAUAGACUUUCUCACUAAAAUACAUAACCGCUACUUGCAGCAGCAACGAAGCGAGCUAUCCAAUGUGAUUAGCGCAUUGGUAACACGUGAUUGGUUAGACUUUGUUAAUCGUUGCACCGUGGAUUCAUGGAAGGAAGCUUUAGUGGCUGCACUUAAACAUAGCGAUCGCAAAGUGGUUGAUAUUUGCGAGCGUUUGGGCGACCGCCUACUAGAAGAGCGUGCGCAAAGCAUUGAUUUUACACGCAAUGCUAUGCUAUGUUACGUAUGUGCGGGUAGUAUUGAUAAGUUGGUUACUGCCUGGCAUCAACUGAAGGCGCUGGAGCAUCAAAAUGAUACUUAUAAGCCAAAUACGGCUGAGCUGCAGGAAUUGGCCGAAAUCGUAAUGUUAAUGAGCAAAUCUUUGGAUCAGCAGGGUAUCGCUUUGGAGUUGAAUGGCCGUUUUGCAGACUUCAUAACAGAGUAUGGUGGUCUAUUGGUGGCGCAGGGUGCGCUUACGGCGGCCUUAGCCUACAUUUACGCCUUCGGCUCGGGUAAUAAUGACCAAAACGUAGAACUGGUGGAGCUGCGCGACCGUAUCUAUAAUACGGUCAAUUAUAGGCCAGCAGCAGCGCAAGGAAGUGGACGUUUAUCAUAUCAGCAACAGCAGCCACAAAAUAUUUACAGUCGACAGCAGCAACAGCAGCCACAAAAUUUGCCAGCAGCGCGCGGCUCAUUUUCACAUGCGUUGCCACAGACAAUGGGUGGUUAUGUAGGUACUGGUGCAACGAAUCAAUUCGCUCCUACAUCGGCUGGUAAUUGGAACACACCACCGGGCUUGUCACAGCCUGGCACCGCCGCUGCUGUUUCGCAACAACCGGUUCCAACACUUUUUAAUCCCGUUGCACCAGCCGUGCCAGCGCCAGCUGCAGCGAAACCACCACUUCCGGGCGCACCAGUGCCAGCGCAUAUAACAAAUGACGCUCUGCAUUCACAGCCGCCACGUCCAGUUAGCAAUGCCAGUUCACAGGGUGGCAGCAGCGGAAAUUUGCACUCGCGCUCUAAAUAUGUGCUCGAUCCAUCGGUGGCAUCUGCCGGUGGCUAUGGUGGUGGCGGUUAUCAACCACUAGCGCCGGCACCAGCAUUAGCACCCGCUACAAUGCCCACUUUCAAUGCAAGUUUGUUUAAUGCUCCAAUAACGGCUACACCGGGGCAGCCAAGCCUGAUGCAACCAGCGGCGCCAUUUAAUGCUGGUGCACCUUAUGGACUGAGCGGCGGCAACAACUACAAUGCGGCCUUCCCAGGAGAUAUAGGUAGUCAGCAGCAGCCGCUAUCACCACAACAACAACAACCACCGCCACCAGCACAGAACUUACACCACAAUCCAACACCGCCACCAGGCUGGAAUGACCCUCCUGCAUUGAAGUCAACACGCGCGAACAAAAAACCAGAUCCUGCAUCCGCUUCUGCGCCCAUAACUCAUCCCUUAUUUGGCGUUGAUCCAAAUCAGAACCAAAAUCAAAAUGGUUACAUGGACCCAUACAACCAAUACCAGAAUCCUGGCAUGCCUCCACCACCAACAAGCAGCAACAGUAAUCUACUAAAUCAUAUGCAAGGCGCCGGUCCAGGUGUUUACUACAAUCCAACACAAGCGCAAAACAACAACAUGCCAACACAACAAUUUCCCCAACAAAUAAACUUCCAAACAUCGGCCAUACCACAGCAGCAGCCAUGGAAUACACAAACACAAAAUAUGGGUUACACCGAACAGCCAGCGCCAGUGCAGAGAGAACCGGAACCGCCAAAAGAGAAGCCACCACUUUCAGAAGAAUAUAUAUACCUGCAAACAGUGUUGGAGGAGCUGAAAAAUCAGUGUUUGGCAGUAACUACUGAUCCGCGUACCAAACGAAAAUUCGUGGAUGUUACUAAACGUUUGGAAAACCUUUACGACUGUUUACGGGAUGACAGACUUAAUCCGGCAACAAUUACAGCUCUCAAUCAAAUAGUACAGUUCGUUCAAGUGGGCGAUUAUGCCAAUGCCUUGCAAACACAAACACAAAUCGCAUUCGGUUCGGAUUUUUCACAAUGUGCUGGCUUUAUGCCCGGCUUAAAGGUGCUCGUGCAAUCGGCGGCUGAUUUGCAAGUGUAUCUACGAUAGAUUAUCACGAAUAUGUCGCACUAGGAGAGCUAAACAUCAGUUAAAAUAAUUCCAUAAUUUUAUAAUGAUUAUGUUCAAUGGAUUAUAUCAAUUUAUGUAUUGUUUCGCAAAUAGGUUUUUUUGUCAAAAGAUGUAUUUUUUUUAUCACAUCUAUAGAUACAUAUCGACGGUCCUGUGCAAUAACGACGCAAUUCAAAAUUCAAAAAACAAAAACUGUUACUACUGUUAAGUGGCUCUUGUCUCUAAUCAUUGUCGUUAUUGCAUAGGACCAUCGAUAUGUGUGUAUGUAUUUAACAUUAAUUCUGUUUCGUGUUUCUGUUUUUUGCAAUUUGUAAUAUAUAACGGUUUUUCUUAUCGUAAAUUUAUAUAUAUACAUAAUACAUACAUAUAUAUUCGAUUGAUAUUGAAAUACUUUAACCUAUGCGUGGUGAGUACAGUAUAUAAAAUUAUUUAAAAGAAUAGAAACUAAUAAAACAA